GCAGCCAAUGGGCUGGGGCUGCAGCUGCCGGGCCCAGGUGGCGGGCGAGCGAGCGAGCGGGCAGCGCCUCCCCGUUCCCUCCAGUCGCCUCCGACGCUCCCUCGCGAGGCGCUGAGGGGAGGGGGGCAGGAGACGGAAAUCCUUCCCCGGGGCAGCGAGCAGGGAUUAGCGCCGUCGGUGGGAGAUGCCCCGCUAGUAACCCCGGCGGCGGCGCCGCCGCCAGGAGCGCCUAGCCGCCUCCCCCUCCUUCCCCGUCUGGGCUUGCAGGUUGCGCCUGCUGCUGCUGCUGCGGGCGGGAUCUCGAUGGGCCGGGACGGCCGCCAGGGCCUGCGCUGCUGAGGGCAAGGUGCUCCUCCUGGCUCCCCCGUCUCUGCCCCCAAAUGACCCUGCGCUCGGCCGAAUCCGCGGAUGGUGCCGCCGACCGGGCUGGAGGGGCUGCGGCGGAGCACGCCGAAGCGGACCGCCUGGACGCUGCCAUGCGGGAGCUGAGACGCUCAGGAUGGUACUGGGGUAACAUGAGUGUUGCAGAAGCCAAAGAGAGAUUACAAGAUACUUCUGAAGGGACUUUCUUGGUCAGAGACAGCUCGCACUCGGAGUAUUUGCUUACUAUUUCGGUAAAAACAUCAGCGGGACCGACCAACCUACGUAUAGAAUUUCAAGAUGGGAAAUUCAGACUGGAUUCUAUCAUCUGUGUCCGAUCAAGGCUCCGGCAGUUCAACAGUGUGGUCCACCUGAUUGAAUAUUAUGUCCUUAUGUGCCAGGACAGAAGUACUGCCACUGAGAUGCCUUGCAAUGGAACAGUCCAUCUUUAUUUGAAUAAACCCCUCUACCAUUCGGCUCCCUCUCUGCAGCACCACUGUAGAAUAGCUAUUAACAGGUACACAAAAGAGAUCCAGGAACUUCCUUUACCAACAAGACUAAAGGAAUACUUGAAAGAUUAUCAAUAUCAGGUAUAAGUAUAUCUUCUACCCUGCCACCAGAAAACCUAUUUUAUGAUUUUGGUGA
Gekko japonicus is the source of this 1005-nucleotide messenger RNA. RefSeq names its product suppressor of cytokine signaling 2 (gene SOCS2). The transcript is spliced from 2 exons. Gene Ontology annotation, cellular component: phosphatidylinositol 3-kinase complex. Gene Ontology annotation, molecular function: 1-phosphatidylinositol-3-kinase regulator activity. NCBI's taxonomy places the organism in Eukaryota, Metazoa, Chordata, Lepidosauria, Squamata, Gekkonidae. Gene Ontology annotation, biological process: phosphatidylinositol phosphate biosynthetic process; intracellular signal transduction. Bases 381 to 956 code for a protein of 191 amino acids. The record is from RefSeq and is a predicted model, not a curated record.